Mya arenaria is the source of this 2550-nucleotide messenger RNA. Its product is annotated as deaminated glutathione amidase-like. Bases 275 to 1657 code for a protein of 460 amino acids. Gene Ontology annotation, molecular function: hydrolase activity, acting on carbon-nitrogen (but not peptide) bonds, in linear amides. The transcript is spliced from 10 exons. The record is from RefSeq and is a predicted model, not a curated record. Lineage: Eukaryota; Metazoa; Mollusca; Bivalvia; Myida; Myidae.
CUAUGGCCCACAUACGUAAAGCUGGCCUCCGCUGUUAAUAAAACCCUGAAUAAAAUCUGAAAACAUCUUGUAUAGCUUAAAUCUGUAAUGCUUUUUCAUUAACUGUUUAUUUUUUUAACGAUUUUAGUUUUACGUCUAUUAGGGUGAAAAUGCAGGAGAAAAAGGCUUAACAUUCAUGACCGACUUAUCAAUUAAUAUCCACAAAUAGACACAAUUGAUGCAUAGUCAUGCAUAGCUAAUCUUGCAUACCUGAUCUUAAUCAUUAUCAUCUGAUAUGCAACUUUCAAAGUUUCUGUUAACGACUAAAAUGGCUUCCUCAAUGAUGAAUGUGAACAAAAGAUGCGUUAUUGGGGUUUGUCAAAUGAUAUGUACAUCAGAUAAAGAUUCAAAUUUCCACAGUGCAGAGACCUUAAUAAAACAGUGUAAAACAUUAGGAGCUCAGAUGGUGUUCAUGCCUGAGGCAUGUGACUAUAUUGCUGAAAGUCAAAAGCAAAGUAUGGCUUUUGCUGAACCAAUAAAUGGUACCACCAUAUCAAAGUACAAGCAGUUGGCCAGGAACCUUUCGGUGUGGAUAUCGAUUGGAGGAUUUCAUCAGAAGGGUUUAGAUUCUGUCAGUCAGAAGCUGUAUAACACACAUGUGAUACUGGACAGUGAGGGUGAGGUGCGGGGUGUGUACUGUAAGAGCCAUAUGUUUGACCUGGACAUUCCUGGAAAGAUACGUCUGUGCGAGAGUGACUACACAAUCACCGGGGACAGGAUAUGUCCUCCUGUAGAUACCCCAGCAGGCAGAGUUGGAAUGGGCAUUUGUUAUGACAUGCGGUUCCCGGAGAUGAGUGUGGGACUACGCCACAUGGGGGCAGAUAUCCUCACCUUUCCCUCCGCCUUCACUGUACCAACAGGCAUGGCUCACUGGCAUGUACUGUUGAGGAAUCGUGCUAUUGAGAAUCAGUGUUAUGUUGUAGCAGCUGCUCAGACUGGAAAACACAAUGAGAAGAGGUCUUCAUACGGACACAGUCUGAUAGUUGACCCAUGGGGUGUGGUGAUAGCUGAGUGUUCAGAGGGGGAGGGUGUGUGUGUGGCAGAGGUUGAUCUACAGCUCCUGACCCGUGUUCGCACACAGAUGCCCAUCCUCAAUCAUCGCCGGCCAGACCUUUAUGGAUCUGUCAUGCUGAAGGGAAGUGCCCCAUCCAUUGACAGUAUACCGGAGUAUGAGUUUGGCCAAUACAAGAUAGGCAGCAGGCAGGUCUUUCACAGGACAGCUCUCUCCUACGCCUUUGUCAACAUUAAACCUGUUGUCCCUGGUCAUAUCCUUUUUCCCUCUAUCCGCAAUGUAUCGAGAUUUGCUGACCUUGACCCAGCAGAGGUCAGCGACCUGUUCAACACCACCAAGGUCGUUUCCAAGGUAAUAGAAAAACACUUCAAAGGGACAUCACUCACCAUCAGUAUACAGGAUGGACCUGAGGCAGGACAGACAGUUAGUCAUGUCCAUGUGCACAUACUGCCCAGGAAGGCUGGCGACUUUGCUCAGAAUGACCAGGUGUACGAUCAGCUACAGAAACAUGACCAGAACCUGGAGGAGGAGAGGAGAGCAGGCCGCCUCAGAUCUGAGCACCAGAUGAAUGAGGAAGCUGCUCAACUCAGGAAAUACUUUAUAUAGUAAACUACACCAGUGCUAUAAGUAAUUAAUUCAAAGUUUUAAGUCCUUGUAUGCAGAAAGUGCUUAGAAAAUCACAUAAUCAGUUGAACACUAUUCUAUAAUUUUCACACAAGGGGCUGAUUGUUCAGAACUUUGACUUAGUUCAAGUUAAAAAUGUGAUUAAUGAUAUUGUUGUUAAUUUUUAGACAUAAACUACUUGGUGAUAUGCUGAUAUAUUUAAACAGAACAAAUACAGCUGAAACAGUUGUCCCAUAACUUGUCAGGAACACUUUAGAUCACAAAUGUCCCCAUUAAACUUCCAGAGCAGUCAAGAUUUGAAACGUCAACAACAUUGUUAAAUUUAACCAAGUUUCUAAAAAUCCGCCGAUAUGUUGGCACAUAACACGAAACAUUUUGCCAAUUAUUUGAAACCGAGAUAAAAAAUUUAUACAAUGGCAUAUACAUAUAUGGAAGUCAGUAUUUAUCGAUUAUUGUAUUUCCUUUUAGUUUUGUUAUACAUGUUUCUCAUCUUUUUGUUUUCUGUGUAAAAAAGGUGUUUCAGAAACAGAACUUCCUUUAUCAACCAACAGCUAUCUACUUUUAUCUGCAUGUCAACCACACUUAUAAUUUGGUGAAGUCAAGUAUUUCAUACUAUCUGUGAGGUGACAUUCUUUUUGAGGAAUUUUACAAGGUUUAAAUUUCAAGACCAUAUGUUUUACAGGAAUGUAUUGACUAUUGGUAAUAGCAUUUUGUUUGAGAAGUGAUAUGUAAUUGAUGUCCCUUUAUAAUAUCAUAGUUGUCAUCUUUGUAAUGAAGAUAAAUGUUCUGUGUAAUAUUAUGUUUUAAAUUGUUUGAUGUGGUGAUUGUAAAUACGAAAGAAAAUUGUUGUUGAUAAAUAAAAUUAUUAGAACAUA